Parnassius mnemosyne (clouded apollo) is the source of this 1020-nucleotide messenger RNA. NCBI's taxonomy places the organism in Eukaryota, Metazoa, Arthropoda, Insecta, Lepidoptera, Papilionidae. The record is from the annotation of a GenBank genome assembly.
AUGAUUGAUCAAGCGCUCGAUGAUAACAUUUCUGAAAACGAUGAGGAAGAAAACUUUUUUCAAGAUGUAGAUAUUUUACAAAAACACGGCAUAAAUGUAGCUGAUAUAAAAAAAUUAAAAAGUGCUGGUAUUUGUACUAUCAAAGGAAUUCAAAUGUCAACAAAAAAGAGAUUAUGCAAUAUAAAAGGAUUUUCGGAGACAAAAGUUGAAAAAAUUAAAGAAGCAUGUCAAAAGGUUGUUGCACUUGGAUUUAUGACUGCUUUGGAAGUUAGUGAUCGUCGGAAACAUGUAUUUAAAAUAAGUACAGGGAGUAGCGAUUUAGAUAAGCUUCUUGCUGGUGGUAUAGAGUCAAUGGCUAUAACUGAAGUCUUCGGCGAGUUUCGUACCGGCAAAACGCAACUUUCGCAUACUCUAUGCGUUACUACACAAAUUCCGAAUUCGAGCGGCUAUCAUGGCGGGAAAGUUAUGUUUCUCGAUACGGAACACACGUUUCGUCCAGACAGAUUAAGACCUAUCGCUGACAGAUUUAAUUUGGAUCAAAAUGGCGUGUUGGACAAUGUGCUUUAUGCUAGAGCAUACACGUCUGAACAUCAGGCCGAAUUGCUUGACUACGUGGCGGCGAAAUUCCAUGAGGAGGCAGGCGUAUUCAAGCUUUUAAUUAUCGACUCCAUCAUGGCAUUGUUUCGGGUCGACUUCUCAGGACGCGGCGAGCUCGCAGACAGACAACAGAAAUUAGCACAAGUGCUAUCGCGACUGCAAAAGAUAUCAGAAGAGUACAACGUAGCUGUGUUUAUAACAAAUCAAAUGACUGCUGAUCCCGGCGCCACGCUUACAUUUCAAGCUGACCCAAAAAAGCCGAUUGGGGGUAAUAUUCUAGCGCACGCCUCGACCACCAGAAUUGCACUUAGAAAGGGAAGGGGCGAGAAUAGAAUAGCCAAAAUUUACGAUUCACCUGAUCUCCCUGAAAGCGAAGCUACGUUUGCUAUAACUAACGGAGGUGUUUCCGACGCUAAGGAUUAA